GCUGAUCCUUGGAAUGAACGAGUUACAAAACGUAAGAAACUAACCUACAGAGGAGGUGUCAUUUAAAAGCAGGUACAAACCGUGUUGUCGGCCUCACAGUUUGAUUUAACUGAAUGUAGUCACCGGAAUAUGUCAACCAAUGGACCCUGCUACAACCACAGCUCCGAUGCAAAACGAUUGUGAGACAGAGCCAAGUUCAGUCUGGAACUGGUGGCCUUCCUGGCGUCCAACCUCCAUGUCCCUUUUAAAGACUACAGAGUCCAAGAUUCUUGCUUGUAUUCAGAAUGACCUAUGGGCUCGGUUUGUGACCCUGCCCAACCAGGAUCGAAUAUGGACUCUGACCCUCACCAACAAGGCGGUGCACAAACCUGCAGAACAAGCCCCAAAGACUCCCCUGGUGAUGGUCCACGGCUUUGGAGGAGGGGUAGGCCUGUGGAUCAGGAACAUAGACGCGCUGAGUCGGUCACGGCCUGUUUACGCCUUCGACCUCUUGGGCUUUGGCAGGAGCUCUAGACCUCCCUUCCCCUCAGACGCUGCCAAGGCAGAGGAGCAGUUUGUCGACUCCAUUGAGCAGUGGAGACAGUCUGUAGGCCUGGAGAACAUGAUUCUGCUGGGACACAGUCUGGGGGGGUACCUGGCUACCUCCUACGCCAUCCAGUACCCUUCUAGAGUGUCACAUCUUAUCCUGGUGGACCCCUGGGGUUUCCCAGAGCGACCCCAGACACAGACCCAAGAUGGUCAAGAUCAGAGGACAGAGGUGGUAAGGAGGCCACCUAUUCCACGCUGGGUAAAAGCUAUCGCAACAGUGGUUUCCCUCUUCAACCCCCUGGCUGUCAUCAGAGCAGCAGGUCCAUGGGGUCCAGGUUUGGUGAACAGAUUCCGUCCUGAUUUCAAAAGGAAAUUUGAAGAUCUGUUUGAUGAUGACACAAUGACGCAAUACAUCUACCACUGUAAUGCACAAACCCCGAGUGGUGAGGUGGGUUUCCGGGCCAUGUCAGAGUCUCUGGGCUGGGCCAAGAGGCCCAUGCUGCAGCGGAUUCACCUGCUGCCCCCCUCCAUGCCCCUCACCAUGCUGUAUGGAGCACGAUCCUGGGUGGACAGCUCAUCUGGGGACAGUGUGGUACAGAUUAGGAACAAGGCCCACACCAGAGUGCUGCUGAUCGAUGAUGCCUCUCACCACGUAUAUGCUGAUCAACCAGGGGAGUUCAACAGAGUGGUUGAAAAUAUAUGUAACUCUGUUAACUGAUGACUUCUGAGUGUGUGUGUGUGUGUGUGUGUGUGUGUGUGUGUACGUAUGUGUCUGUGUUUAAAAGGACUGAAAGUAUAGAGGCAAUUCCGGAUGGUAAUAGGACUGCGAGCUCUGCAUGUGCAGCACGCUGGAUGGUUUUGCGUCGGGGCAUAUCAGGACAUCAACAUGAGUCUGAAUGUAAUUUUGUUUUGAAUCCUGUUCUCAUAGUAACAGAUUAUUGGUAUUAAUGUAAUUAACUUAUCUUGUCAUUUGUAAGCUGAGACAUGCUUUUUUCAAUUUAGUAUUGUUAGUAAAUGAUUUAUUUAUAACAUGAUUGAACUUGUCUGUUAAUGUGGUCACACAGAGGAAUAAUUGAACCACUUAAUUCAGUGCUAAAUUAUGUUGCCUGUUAUAUUUUUAACAUUAAGUGAAACACGCACACCAAUCUGUAUGCACUGGUUUUAUGUGAUACAGAGGUGCCACAUGGCUACUGAUAAACACUUUUUAUGUGCCCGGCAUGAACCAUUAAGUACUGUAUAACAUUUUUCUUAUUUAACCUCUGUUUUUCUCCUCUAUGUAUUUCACUGUAUCAAGCAGCUGUUUGUAUUUUAUACUUUGGAAAGAAUAAAAACCUAUUUGACAAGCUG
This is a messenger RNA of Epinephelus lanceolatus (giant grouper), 1875 nucleotides long. It is a transcript of the gene abhd4, whose product is annotated as abhydrolase domain containing 4, N-acyl phospholipase B. NCBI's taxonomy places the organism in Eukaryota, Metazoa, Chordata, Actinopteri, Perciformes, Serranidae. Gene Ontology annotation, cellular component: lipid droplet; mitochondrion. Gene Ontology annotation, molecular function: phosphatidylcholine lysophospholipase A1 activity; lysophosphatidic acid acyltransferase activity. Gene Ontology annotation, biological process: lipid homeostasis; phosphatidic acid biosynthetic process. The record is from RefSeq and is a predicted model, not a curated record.